UCGCGUCCAGCCCGCCGCGUAGCGGACAUGGCGGGCUCUCGGCUCCCGCGGCAGCUCUUUCUCCAGGGCGUGGCCGCCGUCUUCAUGUUCGCCUUCGCUUCCCUUUACACGCAGAUCCCGGGCCUGUACGGCCCGGAGGGCAUACUGCCUGCCCGGAGGACACUGCGGCCCCAGGGAAAGGGCCGCUGGCAGCAGCUGUGGGAGGCCCCCACGCUGCUGUGGGAGGCGCCGCUUCUGGGGCUGGACACUGCCCAGGGCCUGGAGCUGCUGAGCCUGCUGGGCACCGUGCUGGCCCUGGGUGCCCUGCUGACGCGUCCACUGCGCCACCCCCUGGUGUACCUGCUGCUCUGGGCCGCCUACCUGUCUGUCUGCCAGGUGGGCCAGGUGUUUCUUUAUUUCCAGUGGGAUUCCCUGCUGCUGGAGACAGGUUUCCUGGCCGUGCUGGUGGCCCCUCUGGGGCUGCCCCCCAACCACAAGCAGGCCCCCCAGGGCAGGCCAGGAGGGGUCUCCCCCCAUGAAGGCCUCCCCUUCUGGCUCGUGCGCUGGUUGCUGUUCCGCCUCAUGUUUGCCUCGGGUGUGGUCAAGCUGACUAGCCGUUGCCCCGCAUGGUGGGGGCUCACUGCCCUCACCUACCACUACGAGACUCAGUGCCUGCCCACGCCGGCCGCCUGGUUUGCCCACCACCUGCCCGUCUGGCUGCACAAGCUCAGCGUGGUGGCCACCUUCCUCAUCGAGAUCGCGGUGCCCCCUCUCUUCUUCGCUCCGGUUCGCCGCCUGCGGUUGGCUGCCUUCUACUCCCAGGUUUUGCUGCAAGUCCUGAUUGUCACCACUGGCAACUAUAACUUCUUCAACCUGCUUACCCUGGUGCUCACCACUGCCCUCCUGGAUGACACACACCUGGCUGCCAAGUCUAGCACCAGCCGCCGCAAGAGGACGCCCAGCUCCUGGCCCAAGGCCCUGCUGGCCAUGCUGGCCCUGCUGCUGGAGUUGGCCGUCUACGGGCUGCUGGCCUACGGCGUGGUGCACUUCUUCGGCCUGGAGGUGGACUGGGAGCAGCACAUCGUUCGGUCCAGAACCACCUUCACCUUCCACCAGUUCUCCCAGUGGCUGAAGAUGGUGACCCUCCCCACCAUGUGGCUGGGCGCGGCCUCUCUGGCCUGGGAACUGCUGACCGCCCUCUGGAGGUGGGUGCAGGUGCGAGGGUCGCUGCAGAAGCUCUGUGCUGCUGUGCCGCUGUCCGUCCUUGGCACUGCCACGGUGGCUUUGUUCCUGAUCAGCCUGGUGCCCUAUUCCUACAUGGAGCCCUCGAGCCAUGGGCGCCUCUGGACCGGGGCCCACCGCCUGUUUGGCACCGUGGAGCACCUGCAGCUGGCCAACUCCUACGGCCUUUUCCGCCGAAUGACGGGCCUGGGUGGGCGGCCGGAGGUGGUGCUGGAGGGCAGCUAUGAUGGGCACCAGUGGACGGAGAUCGAGUUCAUGUACAAACCUGGGAACCUGAGCCGGCCGCCCCCCAUCGUGGUGCCCCACCAGCCGCGCCUCGACUGGCAGAUGUGGUUCGCAGCCCUGGGCCCGCACACGCACAGCCCCUGGUUCGCCAGCCUGGUGCUCCGCCUGCUGCAGGGCAAGGCGCCUGUGAUCCGCCUCAUCCAGAACCACACGCCCAGUUACCCCUUCCACAAGCAGCCACCCACGUACGUGCGGGCCCAGCGCUACAAGUACUGGUUCUCACAUCCUUGGGAGCAGGGCCAGUGGUGGCGACGCCAGUGGGUGGAAGAAUUCUUCCCAUCCGUGUCCCUCGGGGACCCAGCAUUGGACAUGCUGCUCGGGCAGUUUGGCCUUCAGGACAAAAGCCCACCCCGGGCCCGUGGCUCCAGCAACACCCUGAGCCAGGCCCUCCACUGGAUACGGAAACAGCUGUCUCCCCUGGAGGCCCCCGCCCUGCUCUGGGGGCUCCUAGGGGCUGUGGGGGCCAUCAAGGUCAUGCAGGCCCUGCUGGGCCCGCAGGCCCUGCCUCGGAGCAAGGAGGAGAAGCACAAGCCAGCCUCCCAGGAGGACUCGGCAGCCGCCAGCAAGCAAGCCUCCCCAGCCCCCAACAUCAGCAGCAGCUCCCAGACCCCCCGGCGGAAGACGUCGCCGUGACCUGUCAGCCACGCGUCCUGAGAGGGUCAGGGGCGCGCUUGCCUCUGGCUCUCCGCCGCAGGAGCGCCCAGCCACCGUGCCUUAGCCGGCUGCCACGCAGACGCAGCUCAGGGUGCUGGCCUGUUGGGGGCGCCAGCC
Budorcas taxicolor (takin) is the source of this 2277-nucleotide messenger RNA. RefSeq names its product lipase maturation factor 2 (gene LMF2). The record is from RefSeq and is a predicted model, not a curated record. Gene Ontology annotation, cellular component: endoplasmic reticulum membrane. Lineage: Eukaryota; Metazoa; Chordata; Mammalia; Artiodactyla; Bovidae. The transcript is spliced from 14 exons. The coding region runs from base 28 to 2139 and encodes 703 amino acids. Gene Ontology annotation, biological process: protein maturation.